This is a messenger RNA of Pistacia vera, 2308 nucleotides long. Its product is annotated as 3-ketoacyl-CoA synthase 4. Gene Ontology annotation, cellular component: membrane. Lineage: Eukaryota; Viridiplantae; Streptophyta; Magnoliopsida; Sapindales; Anacardiaceae. Gene Ontology annotation, molecular function: acyltransferase activity, transferring groups other than amino-acyl groups. Gene Ontology annotation, biological process: fatty acid biosynthetic process. The record is from RefSeq and is a predicted model, not a curated record. The transcript has a single exon. The coding region runs from base 512 to 2032 and encodes 506 amino acids.
UGAACAUCCGCCCUCGCUUCCACAAAACAUUUACCAUGUGCCUUGCUCGUUGCUUUCACGAUUCUUCAUAUACAUACUCUACAUAGCUGGUCAUAGAUUGAUUAAACAGAGAGAAAGAGAGAAAGAGAGAGAGAGGUAGCAGAGGCAGAACACAACAAACGCAGCAAAAACUCCCACUUUCUCAGCCACCUCUCUCUCUCUUUUUUCUAUAUCAAUCUCAUCGUCAUCAUCAUCAAUCUACGUGUUUCAUUAUGGCUUUUUGGUCGUUGUUGUAGUUGUAUCUAACCUGCUCUAAACCCAUCCAACUCAAACAUCCUUUCUCAGCAUCCAAGUUUGAAACUUGUUUUCUUUUUAAAAAUAUUUUCUUAGCAGAUCCGUUUUCUGUACGUUCUUGUUCCAGUUCUUUCUGUGUUCACCAUAUAAACCCUCCAGCCCUGAGAAAAAAACCCACUUCAAAGAAAGCUUUUUUUUUUAUUUCAUUUUUGUGAGUUUUAUACUGGGAGUGGCAGCCAUGAGUACUACUGAGUCGAAUGGUGGCGGAGUUCAGAUCCAGCAGAGUAGGAGACUGCCGGAUUUUCUCCAAAGUGUGAACUUGAAAUAUGUGAAGUUGGGUUAUCAUUACUUGAUGACUCAUCUUUUGACCCUUCUGUUAGUUCCGUUAAUGGCGGUCAUUAUCAUUGAGGCCUCUCAAAUGAACCCAGAUGACAUUCACCAUCUAUGGCUUCAUCUUAAAUACAAUCUCGUCAGUGUCAUUAUUUGUUCUGCUUUUCUUGUUUUUGGAUCCACCGUUUAUAUAAUGACCCGACCCAGAUCCAUUUAUUUGGUUGACUAUUCCUGUUACCGUCCUCCCUCUCAUUUGCAAGUCAGAUAUAAGAAGUUUAUGGAGCAUUCGAGACUCACUGGUGAUUUUGAUGAAUCAUCAUUGGAGUUUCAGCGCAAGAUUUUGGAAAGAUCAGGUCUUGGUGAAGAAACUUAUGUUCCCGAGGCUAUGCAUCAUAUUCCUCCAAGGCCUUCAAUGGCUGCAGCCAGGGAAGAGGCAGAGCAGGUGAUGUUUGGUGCUUUGGAUAAUCUUUUUGCUAAUACUAAUGUCAAACCUAAAGAUAUUGGCAUUCUCGUUGUUAAUUGUAGUUUGUUUAAUCCAACACCUUCAUUAUCUGCUAUGAUUGUUAAUAAGUAUAAAUUGAGGGGCAAUAUAAGGAGUUUCAAUCUUGGUGGUAUGGGGUGUAGUGCUGGAGUCAUUGCUAUUGAUCUUGCGAAGGAUAUGUUGCAAGUUCAUAGAAAUACUUGUGCAGUUGUUGUUAGUACUGAAAAUAUCACCCAGAAUUGGUACUUUGGAAACAAAAAAUCAAUGUUAAUUCCCAAUUGUUUGUUUAGAGUUGGAGGUGCUGCAGUAUUGUUAUCAAAUAAAGCUAAGGAUAGGCGCUGCGCUAAGUACAAGCUUGUUCAUGUUGUGAGGACACAUAAGGGGGCUGAUGAUAAUGCAUUUAAAUGUGUUUAUCAGGAGCAGGAUGAUAUUGGGAAAACGGGGGUUUCCUUGUCCAAGGAUUUAAUGGCUAUUGCUGGUUUGGCCCUUAAGACUAACAUCACUACAUUAGGUCCCCUUGUUCUUCCCAUAAGUGAGCAACUUCUCUUUUUUGCCACUUUGGUUUCCAAGAAGUUGUUUAAUGCAAAAGUCAAGCCUUAUAUUCCUGAUUUUAAGCUUGCUUUUGAGCACUUCUGCAUUCAUGCCGGGGGAAGAGCUGUGAUUGAUGAGCUUGAGAAGAAUUUGCAGCUUCUCCCAGUACAUGUUGAGGCAUCUAGGAUGACUUUACAUCGGUUUGGCAACACUUCGUCAAGCUCAAUUUGGUACGAGUUGGCAUACACAGAGGCAAAAGGAAGGAUGCGAAAGGGGCAUCGUGUUUGGCAGAUUGCUUUUGGAAGUGGUUUCAAGUGUAACAGUGCAGUCUGGCAGGCCCUCAGGAAUGUGAAACCUUCUUUCAAUAGUCCAUGGGAAGAUUGCAUUCACAGGUAUCCAGUGGAGUUAGUUCUAUAGCUCAAACCACAAUUCAGUUAGAGAAUCUUCAUAUAGAGAAGCGUAUCUUGACAGAUUAACUAAGUUAUUAUUGUGUCUUCUGUUGUUACCUUCCGAAUUUUCUUUUUUUGGGGUCAUUGUUCCUAAUUUUUUUGGGUCACUUCAUGUGCUAUCUGGUCUUCAAACUCAUAAUGUCGACUUCUAUAGUUUGCUUGAGUGUCUUGGUUAUGAACCUGGGUUCUUGUACUUUGAUGCUUUGAUAAUAUUUAUGCUGAAUGGAAGUGCUUGUACUUAAAA